AUGAAUGAAGCUCGCAAGGCAUCGUUGUAUAAGGAUUUCCGGUAUUUAAAAGAUUUGAACCCGGAAGGGUACGAAGCCAACGUAGAGGCAUGGGUUGUGUAUAUAUUCAAGAAAGUGAUGGGGGAAGUGAUAGUGAGGUUUGAGUUGGAAGAGUAUCGAGAUGACAAGUAUGGUAUACCCAAGAGUAUUGAUAUGAGUAUUGAUCGGAUGGUGGAGGAAGGGAGAUUGGUACCCAAGAGACAAUUUGCCAAAGAGCGGGUUGAGAGUGGGAGUGGGAGUGGGAGUGGCAGUGGCAGUGGGAGUGGCAGUGACAGUGAGAGCGAUAGCACAUUGGUACAAUGGUUCAAGACAUUGAGUUUACGGAGAGAUGUGGCAAAUGAGACGAAAUUUCAUAGUCGAGAUAAUGAAACUCCGAACGAUUAUUUGAAAAAGAUCGAAUAUGUCAAUGUAGGGUAUUUAAGAGAGAAAUACGAAGGUGAGAUGGUGAAACAACUGGAUGGUAUGAUGAGCAAGAGGGUAUGUCGUGAGGAUCUGGUAUUUGGGCGAGAUGAGUUUUGUCACGAAACAGGGAUGGUAGCCAAGGGGCGUGAAUAUUGUUGGGCGAUGGAGGUUUAUAUGUCACAGUAUAAGCACAAGAUCACAGUGGAUGGAGAGGUAAUUUUCAUCGGAGGAGAAGAAGAGUUGAGCGAGGUGGAUAAGGCGGUUGGAGCCAUCAAGAAUGCUAUAUACAAGCUGGAACGUCGAGGCAUGGAGGAUGGGCGGCUACGCAAUUUGCGGGUGUUGAAGGAAAAGCUCAUCGCUGGGAUGGACAACAGGCGGGUGUUUGAGUUGUUGAGGCAAGCGAGGGGGGCAUUGAAGAGCGUGGGGGGCUGGGACGGGAGGGACUGGAACGGGAGGUCCUGGAACAGGAGGGACUGGAACGGGAGGUCCUGGAUCAAGACGUAG
Henningerozyma blattae CBS 6284 is the source of this 945-nucleotide messenger RNA. RefSeq names its product phosphatidic acid-binding protein CHM7 (gene CHM7). Bases 1 to 945 code for a protein of 314 amino acids. NCBI's taxonomy places the organism in Eukaryota, Fungi, Ascomycota, Saccharomycetes, Saccharomycetales, Saccharomycetaceae. The record is from RefSeq and is a predicted model, not a curated record. The transcript has a single exon.